Molecule: messenger RNA, 2903 nt
Organism: Tachysurus vachellii
Lineage: Eukaryota; Metazoa; Chordata; Actinopteri; Siluriformes; Bagridae
Gene: ppp1r3aa
Product: protein phosphatase 1, regulatory subunit 3Aa
Exons: 4
Coding region: 44-2836 (930 amino acids)
Biological process (GO): regulation of glycogen biosynthetic process
Cellular component (GO): protein phosphatase type 1 complex
Molecular function (GO): protein phosphatase 1 binding; glycogen binding
Source: RefSeq, a predicted model, not a curated record
CAUACACUGUGCAGGAGUAUCAUUUGAAGAGCCUGGACUUGCCAUGGCUUCCUGCUACACUGAGCCGACACUUAGUGCCUGGGAGCCAGAUGAAGACGAGGAAGAGAAAGAGCCAAAAUCUCCAAGAAGGAGCUCAAGUGAUGAGUCUGACGACUCAGAACCUGAGCCACCACUGGCUUCUGUGGGCCAAAGGAGGGUUUCUUUUGCAGAUGCUUUUGGCUUAGACUUGGUCUCUGUUAAGGAGUUUGAUAACAGAGUUGAGAGAUCUGAAGCAAGAGAGGGAGAGGAGUUCUAUCUGUCCUGCAUUUUCAGCGUCCCAGCCUCAGAUGAAGAGUUGGAGCUCCGGCUUCGGCAGAACAAGCUGGAGCUGGAGAGCAUUGAGCUCCUGCCUGGCUCCACCACCAUCCGCGGCACUAUCCGUGUGCUUAACCUCUCUUAUAACAAGGUUGUUUAUGUACGAACUACUUUAGAUAGCUGGCAAAGCCAUUUUGACCAGCUAGCUGAGUAUGUGCCUGGAUCCAGCGAUGGAGAGACAGACCGCUUCUCCUUCCAACUCUCCUUGAUGCCACCCUUUCCACCCGAUGGGGUGCGGGUGGAGUUCUGCAUCUGCUAUGAAUCCGCUAGUAGAAUCUUUUGGGCAAACAAUGGAGCUAUGAACUAUGUGCUGUUCUGCCAUCAGAGAGGAGGGAGAGCGCUGAAAGAGAAGGAGGGAGGGAAAGAAAGGGAGAAUGAAGAGAACAAUCAAAGGGGAAAAAAGAGCUGCUUGAAAGCUAUCAAAAAAGGGACUUGUGCUGAGUCGAAGCCCACAGACAAUGAAAUCACAGAACAAGACACAUCUAGGUCUGUAGAGAAUAAGAAAGGGAAAACUCAGCACAAAGCAGAAAGUCGAUCAAGAGAUAUACUAGAGGAAAGCUGCAGAACUUUGGCUGAACGACGGAACAGACGACGAGCAGCUCGACUGGCAUCCUUGCAAGAUUAUUUCUCUAAUAGGGAGGCAGAAGUCCAGCUAGUUCAACCUCUAAUGGUUGUACUAGAUACCUCUAAUGUACUAGAUACCUCUAGUACAAUUCACGUAUGCAGCAGAAAUAAGCAAAAUGAGAAUAGAUUAUCGAUUCUACCUGACCAUCAGAUUCCCUUACUUCCAGUGGAGUUGAGUAGAAACAUUGCAUCUCCAUCUUCCUCUGAUACAAAGACUUCUGAGAUCAUCAGCAGAACAAGGCUGGAUGUAUCUGAGAAAGAACACACAGAGGAUGUGUCAACAGAGUUGUCAAAUGAUGCCUGGAAAGCUUUCCUCAAUGGCACAGAUAGUUCGGAAAACCACAACGAUGCUUUGGACCAAAAGUGCUUGCUUUGCAUUGCAGGGUCCAAUGCCUCCCAAACAUCAAACACAGAAUAUGAUGUAUCCAAUGCAGAGGACAAGAUAUUGUCAGUGUGCAAUAGUCAGGAGUUUGCAGUGACCAUUGGGGAGGGGUCACAUCAGGGCUUUACAGCAAUGGAAACUCUAGUGUCUGAUCCUGCUAAACAGUCACCAGCUCUUGAUCCCAGUCAUAUCAGUGAGGUAUUGAGUUAUAAAUAUCCUGAAAAAGCACAAAUCUUUACUGAAUCACACGCUUGCCAGGAAUCAGAGUCAACACAGGUACAAUGGAGGCCUGGUGUCACUGAAGCCCCACAUGACAAACUUACUGAAAGGCCUUUUAGUACAGAUGAGCCCAUGCUAUUAAUCAAACAAGGGGAGACAGCCUGUGUUGAGGAUGCCACAGAACCACCAAAAUCCAGAACAGGAGGUAGAGUCUUGUUUGAACAAUGUGCAAGCAGCACAGAGUUCUUAGACAUGAAAGGGGACACGGACAGAGUAGUUGACAAGACUUUGACAUUAACGAGAAUCAGGAUCCAACCCUUUAUAGAGAGUAGAGAGUCUUUAGAAAGACAGCAUGAAGAUGAAAGUGAAGAACUAAAGAAAAUGAAAGAGCAUAUCCUGGAAGAAAAUGAGAAUGCAUCCCAAAUGAAAAGGAUAUUUUGGAGUGAGUAUUCUGAAGAAGCUUUAGUGGUACUAGAAAGCAGAUUGCAAGAAGAUGAUGAGGAACUAAAAGAUGAGAACACAGAAAUAUGGAUUUCAUCAAGAACAAGUUUGGUUAGUGAUGAAGGUGGAGCACAUAAACCGACUGAAUGUCUUGAUAGGGGAGAGGAGGAUGUUGUAUAUUAUGAAUUAGUGAAAAAUGGAUUCUCUGACUCCAGUGAGAGGCAAAAAGAAGAAGGUGAUAUAGCUGAUGGAGAAUUUGAAAAUGGUUUAAAGACUGUGGGUCAAAGUAUACAUGGAACGAUGAGUGAGGGUGAUGACUACAUAGAAAAGGAACUACACAAGCAACUAUACAACCUUCAAAGUUCCCCUGAAACCUGCCCUCAUUCACCCAACCUAUGUAUAACCAGCCAUACCAAUAGUCCAUCUGGGAACUUCACCUGUACAAAAUCUCUGAGAUGGGGCGAACUUCAUUUUCCUGUCUCUCACAAGAGUUUUGUGAAUGAGGAGACUCUGAAAAAUGGGGUAGCUCAGGACCUCGAGGAUCAAGGUGUAGGGACUGAGUUUCCCAGCUCAUUUUCCAGGAUUGCUUCACCCUCAGUGAGCAAAUUGUCAAGCUGGCUACUGAUAUGCUGGGCCAAACUCUCAAAUCUCAGCUCCCUCACUGGGGCCAUUGUGUGUGCCAUUCUGUUUGUGAUCUUAGUUAAUGCUUAUUUGCAUGAACUCCCAGUUUGUCUGGCCAUUUAUCUGUUGUCUGUAUGCUGGUGGUGUAGACAGGACAUAAAAAAAGAUGUGACUGCAGCUGACAGUGUGGACUGACAUCAGUAAAGGAAAUGUUUCACUUUCAGGGCCCAACACCAGUUGUCUACAUGUACUGUACCAGUGU